GAGGGCCAGGCCGGGCGCGGUUUUUGGCGGAUCCCAGGACACGUGGCUAAUUCCUGGGCACCCCACCCGGCGAACUCUUCAUUCCGCGUGGGGUUAGAGCUCGCAGGGCAUUGCGACCAUGACGAUGACCCUCUUGGAGGACUGGUGCCGCGGGAUGGACGUGGACAUCCACAGGGCCCUCCUGGUCGCGGGCAUCCCGCAGGACUGUGGCCAGGAGGAGAUCGAGGAGACCUUGAACCGGGUCCUCUCCCCGCUGGGCCCGUACCACGUGCUCAACAAGAUAUUUUUGAGGGAAGAGAAUGCCAAAGCCGCCCUCGUUGAGGUGGGCGAGCGUGUGAGCCUGAGGGCCAUUCCCCGGGAGUUCCCGGGAAGAGGAGGUGUCUGGAGAGUGGUCUGCAGAAACCCCACCCAGGAUGCUGAGUUUUUAAAAAACCUGAAUGAGUUCCUGGAGGCCGAGGGGCGCACCUGGGAGGACGUGGUCCGCCUGCUCCAUCUCAACAACGCCCCGGCGCCCCGGAACCAGAACCCGCCUCCGGGGAACUGGGUAGAAGCUCUGGGGGCGCUCCUGGGGACCGUGAUGCAAGUCAUCGUCCACAUGGAUACAGAGCUCCGCAGCCAGGAGGAAGCCAGGGCCCAGGAGGCCGAGGAGGCCUACGCCCUGGCCAUGGCCGCUUCAACAGCCGGGAGGAAGGUCCGAAAGGAGCCAGGCGGGGCUGCCCUGAAGAUGGAGAACCCAGGCGGCUGGGAUGACACGGAAGAUGAAGGUGACCCUCCCAAACCUUUGGUUCGGAAGGCUAGAGCUAAGGCCCACUCCAGGAGAAAGAAGCAGAAAAAGAACCCCAAGCAGGAACGAGUGCCCUGGAAGAAACCCAAAGGCCCCCAUUCCAACAGCCCGGCCUCCUUGGAGGGUCCUGAGGCCGAUGAUGGUGAAACCAGCGAAGUCUCAGAAUGUCCCGGGAGCAGCAGAGAGCCCUGUGUGAAGCAGGAGGAGUCGGCUCUGAAGAAGCCUGUACAGAAAUGGGCCUGGGAGUCUCCCGGAAACGCCCGUCAGGAUGCCCGAUCGGAAGCCGCGGGCCCUGAAGUUGCCUUUGAGCCAGACCAGGAUGAUGAUCUUAAGCCGCCGCCAAAGAAGAAGGCCAUGCGCUGGGCCCCGGCAAAGAGCCCAGGCUCCGCGAGGAAGAAAAAGAAGGUGAGCCUGGGCCCCGUCUCUUACGUCCUUGUCGAUGUGGAAGGCACCAAGAAGAAGCCAUGGAUUCCAAAGAAAGGGCCAGGCCUGCGGAGGGGUGUGUCAGGCCACAGGGCCCUUCGAGGCUCACGGCCCGCUGGGUCACCGGCCUCAACGUCACAGGGUAUACAGGCCACACCAGAAGGCUCUCCUCCAGAACCCAGGAAACUUUGAGACGGACCAGCGAGCUGCAAGAAGACCAAGGAAGAAGUUCCAAGUUGGGAACAAAGCUUUCUCUUGUUAUUGAAUGAACCAAGACUUUUGACCCUCUUAGGGACCCACUUUGUAGAAAUUGGUUCUCAGAAGUAAAUGUACAUGCGAUCUUAGGGGGGAGGAAUAAGGGAGGGCGGUAUCCGAAACCCUAUGCUUUUUUCUCUGCCAGGCCCGCUUCCUCACCUCCUGCUAGACUCACCUUCGAGGUUGGUGAGUCAAUAAGCAGAUUGGGAAGAUUCUAGAAUAUUCAUCUUGAUACAUGGGCAAGGUCACUGCUAUGCUCAUCUAUGUUUGACCUUUCUCCCCCAUUCCCUGCUUCUUAUGAGUGGCCAGCUGACCUCUACAGGGCUGGCGUUCUCCCUCCACCUUCUCCCCCUUCACCGUCUCUGAGCUUUGCUGGCAGGUUAGUUAAGCCAGGAUCUCUGAUGCAGGCCUGCCUUCAAUGCUCCUCCUCCCAGCCUUCAACAGCCAUCCUCCAGUUAUCUGACCCGAGGGUGAUUAGGUCCCAAGACUUAGUUUGGGGAAAAAAGAAUGGCCUUGUAGUAUUUGAGUUUUAAGUUGUGUUAAUAAAAAUGGUCCUUGGGAUAAAACCCUUUCAGGAACCUGCAGGGAAGAGGGGUGAUUGGUAGGGAGGGACUUGGGCUACCCCGGCUUCCCUGCCCUGAGUCCAUCUAACGCCACCAAACUUAACAUCUUUGAGGCUGAAGACACUUCUCACAUUAUAGUAAAAGGGAAAAUAGUCUAAAAAAUAUCUGGCUGUCAAUUUCUGGCCUCUGAAUAGACCAGAAUACCAUGUCUCCUGUGUAUGGGGGA
Molecule: messenger RNA, 2251 nt
Organism: Eptesicus fuscus (big brown bat)
Lineage: Eukaryota; Metazoa; Chordata; Mammalia; Chiroptera; Vespertilionidae
Gene: PNMA8A
Product: PNMA family member 8A
Exons: 3
Coding region: 119-1399 (426 amino acids)
Source: RefSeq, a predicted model, not a curated record